Molecule: messenger RNA, 1678 nt
Organism: Daldinia caldariorum
Lineage: Eukaryota; Fungi; Ascomycota; Sordariomycetes; Xylariales; Hypoxylaceae
Exons: 1
Coding region: 240-1496 (418 amino acids)
Source: RefSeq, a predicted model, not a curated record
CGCCCGUUCCUCGAGGCUCGAGCAAACCUUCAAAGACAUUAGGUGGCGGGGUGUCGAGGCUUGACUUUUUUAUCCCUUCAAAUCAUUAUUCAUAACGUGCUGGUAAAAAAGUUAUUCAAUAAAAUACGAGUCUAACAUUUUUCUAUAAUCCAAUUGUUUUUUCUUUGGUCUCAUCCAUCGCUCAUCUCACUCUCGCAUUUUACAAUUAGCAACAUUCAAUCCAUAGCUUCAAACUUACCAUGGACGAUCAAUUCAACGGCCGCACGGACGACGAUCUGUUUGCAGAUGACUUCGAACCCGUACCAAUUCCCGUACCAAUUCAAGAAGAGAUUCCAGCGAAAAAUGAACCAAGCGCUCCUCCGGUAGUCGAGAAUCAAUUACCACCUACGAGUUCCGAACAGCCCACUGCAGCGCCGGUCCAGCCUGCUCCAACCCUGAAUGCGCCUCGGUCUCUCGCUCAAUCGCGACACGCACACGCAAAGCAGCCUCCGUCGUCAUCAUCGCAUCAUCAUCCGCGACCGCGCAAGCACUCGCCAAAGCCCCCAGCUGUAGACUCUCAGCAGCAGCAUCAGCAGCAACAGCAGCAGGGGUCUCCGGCUAAAAGCACUACUAGUAGCGGGAUUGGGGGUAGCGAUAAGAAAGCGCAAGCAGCGGCCGCGAAGUCCGGUCAGAAUACGGCCCUCGCGGAUCGGCUGGCGUCCGGCGCAAAUCCCCGCACGAAGCUGACCGAGUCUGAACUCGCGAGCAAGAUGGAACAGAUGCGAAUCUUGAAUGCGGAGAAGACGCGACGGUUCGAACAAGCCGAGCGCGACAGUCGCUCGCACGCUAUCGCUUACGAGAAGGGUAUGGAGGAGGCGCGGCGGCGUCGCGCCGAAGAAGCUGAGCGACGUCGUAGAGGCGAGGAAGAGAGGCGCCGCAUGGAUGACGAGCGCGCUGCUAAUCGCGAGCGGAAACUGAAAGCUAUGGGUGCCAAGGAAGGCGGUAGCUGGGACGAGGGUAAGAAUCUCGAGGACGAGCGAGAUAGGAGAGCUGGCUUUCGGGGCGCGAACGGCGGUAUUCGCGGCGCGCGUAGUAAUAAUGGUGGUAUAGCCGGAAGUAGGUUCGCGGAGAGGGAUAACGACACAAUUCCUAGGGAGUUUGGCUUCGAUGAUUUCAGAGGAAGAGGGCGCGGCGGACGCGGGAGAGGAGGUUCGACUAGAGGCGGCGGCAGAGGAGGUAGAGGAGGAGGCUUUAACUACGAUGGCGAAAGGGAUGCUGCUUAUAAGUCGUCAGGAGCAACGACAUCACAAAAUGGCAGCAAGCCCCAAGCGCAAAAGCCGGCACAAGCUCCUCCUACCGCGGAAGACUUCCCAGCUUUACCACCGGCUAAGAAGCCUGAUACGGCAAACAACGCGGCAGCUGCGACGAAUUCUUCUGUUCUACCACUUGAGCUUAGUUCGCCUAUUGGGAAAUGGGAUGAUGAGAUGGCCGCUCUUGACGCCCAGACUGGGGCUUAGAGAGAGUCCCUUCUAAUAGAGUGAGCUCCUACAGAAGUUUGCAAGCGAAGUGAAAAGAAAAAGAAAAGGAGAAAAAAAGAGGUAAAUAUUCCAAUAGAGUGUAUGGUAAGGACAAUUCCGCAGAGAAGGAAAUUUGGAUUACAGGCUCGCGCAAUACAGCCCAGGAUAAGAGCAUUAGAGAU